CCCCGGGACCCCCCGCCCCCGCCAUGGUCUGCGGAGGCUUCGCCUGCUCGCGCAACGCGCUCUGCGCUCUCAACGUGGUCUAUGUGCUGGUGGGGGUGCUUCUGGUGGGGGUCGCGGGCUGGGCGCGGGGCCUGGGCAUGGGCUCCAGCCCCCCCCUGCUCGGCGGAGCCUUCGCCGUCGGCGUCUUCCUCCUGCUGAUCGCGGGGCUGGGGCUGCUCGGGGCCCUGCGGCACCACCAGGUCCUGCUCUUCUUCUACGUGCUGAUCCUGGGCCUGGUGUUCCUGUGCCAGCUCGGCGUGUCCUGCGCCUGCCUCGCCCUGGGCCGGGAGGCUCAGGAGCGGCUGCUGCGCUCGGCCUGGCCCCUGCUGAGCGGGGGGGCGCGGGGGGAGCUGCAGCGCAGGCUGGGCUGUUGUGGUUUGGGGGAGCCCCCCGGGACCCCCCCUCCUGCCAGCCCCGCCCCCGGGAGCCCCCCCGGGCUGAAGCCCCCCUGGGAGCCCCCGAACUGCCCCGCUAGGUGCCAGUUCCCCCCGGGGGGAGUCCCCCCCUGCCCCCCCUGUGCCCCCCAACUGCUGCAGCACUCGGACCAGGCCCUCAAGAUUUUGGGGGGGGUCGGGCUGUUCUUCAGCUUCACCGAGGUUUUGGGGGUCUGGCUCGCCCUCCGCUUCCGGAACCAGCGGGACCCCCGCGCCAACCCCGGCGCCUUCCUAUAGUGGUGGGGUCCCCGGGGGGGCCACAGCUCCUCUGGGGAGGGGGCACAGCCUGGGGGGGCGUCCAGAACCCCCCAAAUGCUGAUCAGCUGCCCCCCGCAGCCGCAUGAAGCACUGGGGACACAAACACCCCCCAAAAUCAUGGGGUGACCCCCCCAGCAGGGCUGC
This is a messenger RNA of Pseudopodoces humilis (Tibetan ground-tit), 875 nucleotides long. RefSeq names its product tetraspanin 31 (gene TSPAN31). Lineage: Eukaryota; Metazoa; Chordata; Aves; Passeriformes; Paridae. The record is from RefSeq and is a predicted model, not a curated record. Gene Ontology annotation, cellular component: membrane.